UGUUGCCUCGGAACCGCGAAGCGGUCUUCUGUAACGGAAGCAACACACACCUCUCACACAGAGGAUUAUAAAGUCAGCGUCCUGCCAUAUGCUUCAAGCCCCUUGACCCGCACGACUUCGAAACUCGGGGAGUGGACAAGGGAAGCGCUUUGAGAGGGAUUUCUGAAAGUAUGAAGAAAGCAAAUGAAUCAUUUAUUGUACCUUUCAAAAAUGAAAAAGAUGUCUCACCGGAAAAUACAAGCAUUCAAGAAGCAUUUGAGAAGUUCAGAAAACAACAUCAGAUAUGCUGGCUAUUUAAGAUGGCAACCAGGGAGCGCAUCUUCACAAAAAGUGUUAUGAGAAUCUUGAACAAACUACUGAGUCAUGUAGCUGAGAUGACAACCAUGACAACUUCUAAGCAACAUCUGAGAGCACUGAGGUGGAUGAGAGAGAAGGCGCAGAGUCCACAGCAAAGCUCAGACCACCACUGGCAACUGCGCAUGAAGUUCCUGAAUCAGGCGAAGCAGUACAUUGGGACCCCCUACAGCAGGAGACACUACCAGCCAGACGGUGCUGACCAAGAGCAGCCUAUACUAUUCCUCGACUGCUGUGGAUUGGUGCGGAGGGUCCUGCAAGACCUCAAAGAUGAUUUUGGUUUUGUCAUCGGUCCUGGAAAUCAAGCCUACCAGUAUGACACCCUGCCCAUUUCGUUAAGCGCCGAGGAGGACAUGCAGCCGGGAGAUCUAGUCUUUGUCUCAGGCACUUACUUCGACCCACAAAAGAAGCGGCAGAUCCACAACAUGGUGCACGUUGAAAUCUGGAUGGGGGACGGAUGGCGCACCCUAGGAGCUCGCUGGCAGAGGGGCCGAGUGCAAGUCUUUGACUCCUACCAGUUCAUCUCCAGAUCCUACGGGGACAUGAAGUACCAUUUCAAGUCCAUCGAGACUUGGCUGCAAGGCGUCUGCAUGAGCCACUGCAGCGAGCACAAGUGGGGUGGUCCGAGCAACCUGUUGAGUCCCAAAUCCAUCUUCUACCAGGAGGAGUCCCAGCAAAUCUCCACGGGGGAGGCAGCCACCAAUGACAGAGGAGCCGACCGAAGUACUAUGCGUGUCAGGAGUGGAGACAACACCCAAGACGGAGACAAGUUGGAGCCCUCAGAGGGCAAUGAGCUGGAGACCAAAUCCAACGUGCACAGUCAAACAGUUAUCGAUGCCAAAUGUUUGAAGAGCGGUGACACUCAUUUAGCAAAAGAUGCUGUGGGCAGGGAAGGCCCGAGUGCUUCAGACAGUCCUGAGCAGGCGGCAUGCGAGGCAGAGGCCAACGUGGAGGCAGACGUCCAGGAUGAUGUAGGGGAGCCAAAGGCAGACAGGAAAGAGGAAGGCAUGAAAAAACGAACUCAGGCUAAUCGUAAAGGAGAAUCCAAAACCCAAGAGGGGAACUCUAGGCGAGGGGAGAAGGCACCGAGAGAGAGGAAGGAGACGGAGCAUCAUCCUCUGGGGAAGGAAGAUUUGCAGUCUGAUUGGAGCAAGUGCUGGCCCACUCGGUGUGUGUGUGAGAGGAGUUUGCAUUGCAGGUGCCCGCCUAUCACAGCAUUUGAGCGAGAGAAGAAGCACGAGGAGCCCAAAGGACCCGGCCCGUUCUUUUUUAUAGGAGGCCGAAAUGGAGCUGAACUGGUGAGCAACUACUGUCUGAGGAAAGGAUGGCAGCGUAUCCAUGACAAAAAUCGAGAUGAUUAUAAACUCAAAUGGUGUGAAGCCAAAUCCCAAUCGACAUACAACAGUUUCCGUGAAGGAGAGCAGCUUGUCUACCAAAUCCCCAACAACAAGCUCCUGACCACCAAGAUCGGCCUCUUGAGCAGCCUGCGGGAGUACGAGCGGGUCAAGGGCAAGAUGCAGAGCACUACAGGCAGGAUUUUAAAAAUGGAUAACUUUUUUCCUGACACGUUUCGCAUGGACCUCAAAGAAGAAAAAGAGAUGUUUUUUGCCAGGUAUCGAGAUGGCCAGGUCUGGAUCUGUAAGCCCACUGGACUAAAUCAGGGUCGUGGCAUCUUCCUUUUGAAGACAUCUGGUGACGUGGAUGCCUUUCGAGAAAAGCUCCAGAACAUUGAAAAUGAUCCUGUCUACAAAAAGCAACCCUUCAGGUUUCCUCAGGCAAGAAUUGUCCAAAGAUACAUCCGGAAUCCCCUUCUCCUGGAGGGCAGGAAGUUUGACAUCCGCUCUUAUUUCCUCAUUGCCAGCACCAUUCCUUACAUGGUCUUCUUUCGUCAUGGCUAUGUCCGCCUGACUUGCGACAUGUAUGAUGUCGAGUCUGAUGAUCUCACAUCUCACUUGACCAAUCAGUACAUGCAGAAGAAGAAUCCUCUCUAUAAUGAGCUGAAGGAAGAGACGGUGUGGUCCAUGGAGCGCUUCAAUGACUACGUUAAUGAGAAGUUACGGGUUGCCAAUGCACUCCCCAAGGACUGGGUCCUCACUGUUUUCACGAAACAAAUGCAGGACAUCAUGAUGCAGUGCUUCCUAGCGGUGAAGUCCAAGCUGCAGUGCAAACUGGGCUACUUCGACCUCAUUGGCUGUGACUUCAUGAUUGAUGAAAACUUUAAGGUUUGGUUCUUGGAGAUGAACUGCAAUCCAGCCCUUCAUACCAACUGUGAAGUCCUCAAAGAUGUGGUGCCAAGUGUAAUCAAUGAAACGUUAGAUCUAACUCUUGAGAUUUUUAACAAGAGUCGUAAGUGCCAGCCCAUCCUGCCUCUAGAAACCCAGGCUGACUUUGUCCUUCUGUUUAAUGGAGAACUCCAUGAGACUCUCACUGCACUGAGACGGAGCAAAACGGCGUUAAGUCCUUCGAAAAGCAAACUGGUGAGGCCUAAAAGUGCAACCCCACUGGGUCCCACGGCAAGCAAAACCACAGAGAGGAGGCAAAGACAGACGCUGUCCUUGAUGGAGUACCCACCUACAGCUGCCAGAGCACCUCAGAGAGCAAAGCAGGACAAACCCCCAGAAAACCAAUCCGGCCCACCAGUGUGUUCCGUCAAGCCAAAAAACCGAGUGGAGAUAAAGCCCAGUAAAUGCACGUGUCCUCAUGACCUGAGCGAUCAAGAGCAGAGCGCUGCAACAGGCGCCCUCAAGGAGAAAAUUAGUCUAGCUACCUCAUCCACAGCCGCCUUAACGGACAAACCGUACACCUCUCCACGGAUCAAGAGGAGCGUGCCCCCUAAACCCUCUCCGAUUGCCGGCAGAAGCGUGGCUACCUUCUGUCUGGGCGCCGCUCAGGUCAAGUCCCUCAAGCUCCAGUCUCGUAUUCCAGAGGCUAGACUGAGCUUCGCGGAUGAGAAUCUGAAGCCAGCGAAUGAAGGCCAGGAUCCUCCUCACCUGUCAGAAAUGGGCGAGAAGUCCUCCAAAUCCGUCACGUUCAUCGUGGAGGAGCGGGAGGUGAAAAGCCCUGAAUCUAAAGGGGACACGUCUACAACUCGAUGACUGGUGACUUUAAGUACCGUUCAAGCUCGAGAUGUCCGUGGUGACGUCACUCUGCUCUGAUCUCUAAACCUGGUAGUGUUUUAUUGGUUCUUAAUUUUGGAUUAUUUUUCCAGUUUAUUAAAUACAGAUAAGUGACCCAAGAACGGUGUGUCUCGGCGUCUAAACUCUUCAAAGUGAAGACCUGAGCUUUGGGCACCGCUGGGUUCUCCCAGCUUUCAAGCGUGUCAGUUGGUAUAAUAAUGGUGUAAUUACCCCAGUUUACCGCGGUGGAGGGGGGGCUUCUCAUGUCACUUACUUUUGAUUUUAUCAUGUGGUGAAGAUUUAUCCUGGAAAUUCUGUACUAUGCAACCACUCUGUGCAUUGUAUGACUGUGACAAGUGCAAUAAAGUACAUGAUUACAGAAGUAUGGAUCAGAGGAAGAAUUAAACUCUGCGUUAUUCUAAAAAUGACACAUGCCUUUGUUUUAUGAAAAGCAAAAUCAUAUUUUUGAAAAUAAGACUACUGUAUUUUCACAGAAUAAACAGACAAUGUGGGAUGGA
Polypterus senegalus (gray bichir) is the source of this 3988-nucleotide messenger RNA. RefSeq names its product tubulin tyrosine ligase-like family, member 10 (gene ttll10). Bases 171 to 3449 code for a protein of 1092 amino acids. Lineage: Eukaryota; Metazoa; Chordata; Cladistia; Polypteriformes; Polypteridae. The transcript is spliced from 18 exons. Gene Ontology annotation, biological process: protein modification process. The record is from RefSeq and is a predicted model, not a curated record.